AUGGCCAUAUGGCUGUGGCCCGUUGUGCCCAAGAAUGCUCUCCUGUCCGACAUCAGCAAGGGUAAGCCCCUUAAGAAGGCCGUCACCAACGACCGAUCCGCUCCCCAGAUUGCCUCGUCGUCCUCGUCGUCGGCUGGUCCUCCUGUCGGUGGUGCGCCUCCCGUACCCAUCAUGGGACUGGGAGGCGCUCCCAAGCCUCCCGGCGGCUCAGCACCGUCCGUACCCAAGACAGCUAGCGAUGCUCCGGCAGCUCCCGUAGAGGCGGCGCCCCAGCUAGGCGGCCUGUUCGCCGGCGGCAUGCCCAAGCUUAAGAAAAGUAGGGGAGGCGUCGACACGGGCGCUGACGCCGACUCGUCGUACAAGUCGGAGAACAACAGUGCCCCUACCGCCUGCUCCUCCGCCCGCGCUCCCGGGGCCGGCGAGUCCCCCUCCGAGGCCCCCAACGGUCCACAAGAAGCCGCCGCCGCCGCCCAUCGCCAAGAAGCCUCCGGUCCCUACGCCUCGGAAGCCCUCUGGUCUCUCGGCGUCAUCCUCUCCGGCACUGACGGCAACAUCGCCACCUCCCCCCCCCUCGGCGGCACCGGCACCCCCGGCGCCGCCUCCUCCCCCGCCGGCCUCGUCAGCUCCUACUCCCAUGGCUCCCCCUCCGCCUCCUCCAUCCUCAGCUCCGGCCGCUCCGCCACCUCCGCCGCCGCCGCCUGCGUCGAGCUCCGCCCCCUCACUGGCAGCCCAGGCGGCCGUCCGAGCUGCAAGCCAGGCGCCAUCCCCUGCGACUUCUACACCACCGGCACCGCCGCCUCCUCCUCCAUCUGCACCCGCCCCCCCUCCAAACGCCAGCUCGCCGCCUCCUCCUCCCGAAAGCACACCGACAAGGACACGCGCCAGUUCUCUCAGACAGGCUAUGUUGGAUCCCAGCUCCUUCACUCUCAAUUCCAACGGAGGAUCCAGGAACUCGGCCAUGUCGCUGGGCAACCGCUCACCGUCACCUGGUAUCGGAGGGACCCUGUCCAGCGGUAG
Geosmithia morbida is the source of this 1017-nucleotide messenger RNA. Its product is annotated as WH2. The coding region runs from base 1 to 1017 and encodes 338 amino acids. The transcript is spliced from 3 exons. Gene Ontology annotation, molecular function: actin binding. NCBI's taxonomy places the organism in Eukaryota, Fungi, Ascomycota, Sordariomycetes, Hypocreales, Bionectriaceae. The record is from RefSeq and is a predicted model, not a curated record.